This is a messenger RNA of Polypterus senegalus (gray bichir), 2407 nucleotides long. Its product is annotated as metalloreductase STEAP2-like. Gene Ontology annotation, biological process: copper ion import. The coding region runs from base 132 to 1604 and encodes 490 amino acids. Gene Ontology annotation, cellular component: endosome; plasma membrane. Gene Ontology annotation, molecular function: cupric reductase (NADH) activity; ferric-chelate reductase (NADPH) activity. Lineage: Eukaryota; Metazoa; Chordata; Cladistia; Polypteriformes; Polypteridae. The transcript has 5 exons. The record is from RefSeq and is a predicted model, not a curated record.
ACCAGUGUGGUGUGGGGGGCGGGACGACGACAAGUGCGGCGAUGUUCUGCUGCUGCUGAGGAAAAGCUGCAAAGGCAGCGUCAGGCUGGGCGACGGAUACGUGCAAGGAGAAACCUGGAAUUUAAGGAAGUAUGGAGACCAUUUCCAUGAUGGGAAGUCCUCGGAACAACAGUAAAGCGGUUUUCUUACCAAAUGGCAUGAAUGGUAUUAAAGAGAUAAGCAAGUCGACCAUUGGCAUCCUAGGAUCUGGAGACUUUGCCAAAUGCUUGACUAUACGGCUCCUCAAAUGUGGAUACCACGUGGUGGUCGGCAGUCGAAACCCUAAGAGAGCCGCCGAGUUUUUUCCGCACGUCGUCGAUGUGACCCAUCACGAAGAUGCGGUAGCAAAAUCCAAUUUCAUUUUUGUCGCCAUCCAUCGAGAACAUUACGCCUCCUUAUGGGACCUCAAGCACCUUUUAGUCGGCAAGAUCCUUGUGGACGUCAGCAAUAACAGCCGAAUGGACCAGUACCCCGAGUCCAACGCCGAGUACCUGGCGUCAUUGUUCCCGGAAUCAAUUGUGGUUAAAGGAUUCAAUGUCAUCUCCGCCUGGGCUAUGCAGUCUGGGCCUAAGGAUGCAAGCAGACAGGUGUAUGUUUGCAGUAACUCGGUGGAAGCCCGUCAUCAAGUUCUGGAAGUUGCCCGCCAGUUAAACUUCAUUCCUGUGGAUCUGGGCACUCUGUCUUCUGCCCGUGAGAUUGAAAGCAUCCCACUUCACCUGUUUACUCUGUGGAAGGGUCCCGUGCUUGCGUCUGUCAGUCUGUCAAUCUUGUUCUUCAUUUACUCUUUCAUUAGAGACAUCAUACAUCCUUAUAUAAAGAAUCAGCAAAGCGACUUCUACAAGAUCCCCAUUGAGAUUGUCAACAAGACUCUGCCAGUUGUAGCAAUCAGUCUUCUGUCUUUGGUGUACCUGGCCGGCCUGUUGGCAGCAGCUUACCAGAUCUUUUAUGGCACCAAAUAUCGAAGGUUCCCUCACUGGCUGGACGGUUGGCUUCAAUGCAGGAAGCAGCUGGGACUGCUCAGCUUUUUUUUCGCCUCGGUUCAUGUGAUGUACAGCCUGUGUUUGCCCAUGCGCAGAUCGGAGCGUUACCUCUUCCUCAACAUGGCUUUUCAGCAGGUUCACGCUAAUAUUGAGAAUUCCUGGAAUGAAGAAGAGGUUUGGAGAGUUGAAAUGUACAUAUCCUUUGGAAUUAUGAGCCUUGGGCUACUUUCACUCCUGGCUGUGACAUCCAUUCCAUCUGUCAAUAGUGCCCUCAAUUGGAGGGAAUUCAGCUUCAUUCAGUCGACCCUUGGAUAUGUGGCUCUGCUCAUAAGCACGUUUCACGUCCUCAUAUUCGGCUGGAAGCGGGCCUUUGAGGUCGAAUGCUACAAGUUCUACAUGCCCCCCACGUUUAUCUUGGCCCUGGUUUUACCCGUCACGGUCAUAUUAGGUAAAAUAUUCCUGUUACUGCCUUGUAUGAACAGACGGCUUCGAAGGAUUCGCCGAGGCUGGGAGAACAGUCACUGCAGAGAGGAUCUUUCUGGGACUGCGGCGCAAGUCUCUCCAGAAAGAGUUACCAUCAUGUGAGAAGAAAUAAAAUUGAACAACAACAACAACUUGUAGUCAACCCAGUUAACAUACUGUGUAAAUGUAACCCGACGUGCUCAAACACUCAAUUGCCACCCCGGCCCAUUGAAGACAUCGAGCUGUUAAAUCAGACAGACGUGUGUUACGUUUGCUUUGUGCCAUGUAGACGUAAUCAUCAGGUAAAUCUGAAGCAAACACAACUCCUUGUACUUCCCAUAGUGCUAUUUUUGUACAUGUUUUCUUUCUGGUAGGUUUGCUUUAUGUCAGUUUUAGGUUAACUGAAUCAGUGUCUGAAGGAAAUCAUGGAGGUGAAAGACAAAACAUGCAAACUGCUUGGUUUUGGUGCAACCUGUGGUGGUCUUUAAAAAAUCUGAUUAGCCUGACUGAGCAAUUAGCCGCAGGACUCCCACCUUACGUGACAAAUCUACUGCUGCAAACGUCAUUCUGAUUCGUUUCAGAAAUUAAGAAGAGCUUGAAAACUAGCAGAAAAUGUUAAAUACGUCUUCGGUCUGAGCUGCUUUGAGGUUGUAUCUGCAGUCUUCCUCGGUGGCUGGCACCAGCACACUCACCCGCAGCCCUUUGUGUUAAAAUUGUAUAACAAAAAAGAAAAGGAUUUGCCAUAUAGACAAUAGAAUUGGAUUCAAAUAUGUGAACAGUAAAUGUAUGCAGAUAUGUUUCACUGCCUAAAGAGUACUCAGUUCUUGGACAUUUUUACAUUUUAUUGUUAUGCUUGAAACAACAUUGGAUUUAAGUUGGCAUUUUUGUCUCGAAUCAACUGAACAACACGCUUUAAUGUUGACGUU